GCAGGCCUUGGGAAACUGUUCAGCCCAAUUGCUGCAUAGAUCUGGUUGGGGUUUUCCAGCUGGGACUAUGCAGAAGUUUAGUCAAGCUUCCAAACUAACAAAUUUGCAAUAGAACAAAAUCCACAAACCAUUUUUUAGGGGAGGCGGCAGGGGAGAUCCAAUUCUGUUUUUUUCCAUACAAGUUUGGAGGUAUUUUUUUCCCUCUUUCAUAUCCUUGAAGCCUGAGCCAAAUCCAGUUACGAAUCUCGGAGCACGGACAGCAUAGAGCCAGCAAUGGAUCCCUCUGUGAGUAGCUGUAUGCGAAGUCCCCGUCCCACUACCCCACUCUGGGGAUGCCUGCGGAAUGCCCAUUCGGAGCUCAGCACAGCAGCAGGAGCGCAUCAUUACCCACAAGCACCAUUCUCGUUCCAUCAAAAACCAGACUUUGCUGCAUAUUCCGAUUUCUCAGCCUCUUGUUUGGCCACUGCCCCCCACAGCUUCCCCCGAGAGGAACGCAUGUUCGCAGAGCAGCACCCUUCUUUCCAGCAUUCUGACUGGCACUUUGCAGCAUCCGAGGCCAGAAGGCGGCUAAAUCCAGGACUGGCCUUGGGUUCUGGGGAGCUAGAGAGCAGCAGCCCAAACCUAGUGGCUGCUGCAGGGGGCAUGAAUGAAGAUUAUGGGGUACCAGGAAACACUACAAAUAAAACUGAGAAAAAGUCAUCCAAAAGGAAAAAGGAAACCUCAGAAAAUCAGGAUUCCAGUAGAAAGUCAGAAGCCAGCAGCAAAGCACGGAAGGAGAGGACAGCUUUCACCAAGGAGCAGCUGCGGGAAUUAGAAGCUGAAUUUGCUCACCACAAUUAUUUGACAAGGCUCAGGAGAUAUGAGAUAGCUGUGAAUCUGGACCUCACCGAGAGACAGGUCAAAGUGUGGUUUCAAAACCGAAGGAUGAAGUGGAAACGUGUGAAGGGUGGGCAGCCAGUGUCCCCUCAUGAGCAUGACACAGAAGAUAUGGACUCUGCUGCCUCCCCAAGCUCUGAAUAGCUCCUCACCAGUAGUAAUGUACUGACGAAUGAAGGAAGGGUUGUCAGAGAACUGAUGCCACACAGUUUAGCAGCAGCUGCAUCAUUAACAGGUGCCCCUCCCUGCUCAAAUCAUCUCAUCCUCCUGUGACUCUGGAAGUGGUGCACCUUAACAUGCCUUGGGGGCUGUAAAGGGCACACAGGAAAGUCCAGAGAAGGGUCUGACUGAACUCUCACCACUGCCUUCUUGGCAGUGCCAGUAUUUCUUCAAAAUAAUAACUAAACCCACUGACUAUGAAACAAAUAAAGCUGACUAGAGCUGGAUUUCUAGGAACCAAUAAUGGUCUUCAAGUCCUCAAAAGACACAGUUUAGAGGCUCCAGUUCAGGGUUUGGUGAGGCAGUAAUGUAGCUCCCCAACAUAUAACCUUAUCCAGCAUCUCUCUUUGGUCAUUGCUAUUUGUCAAACCAUAAAGGACUUGAGCAUUUCACAGAAGUGCUUUCUUCGUGCAUCACUCCACGAGUAACGAACACUCUGGUCUCCACUGAUGUUUCUUGUGUCAUUCAAACUGAAAAUAUAAAUGGUUAUAAGCAAGUCUGGGGGGCAGUGGGAAUGUCAAACAAAAGUGUGGCCCACCAAGUGCUAUAUUGGCCUCCAGCCAUCAGUUUUGGAAGGGAUCAUUCCCACAAGGACAAGGGUUCCAUUUAGAGCUGAGAUGGCAGGCACCUUGCUGAUAGGCCUGUGUGAAUGAGAUACUGGAGGUUUGUUUAAUUAAUCUCAGUGUAGCUACUGAAAUCAGAACAUUAAAUCUCACAGGGAAUAUUUGCAUAACCACCGCCACCAAGUAUCAAACCAAGCGUAAUGAGGUCAUGAAUCACCACUGUUCUGCCCUGGACACUGAACUAUAGCUGUUAUAUCUUCUGAAAGAACAUUGCUCCUUUCUGUUGUGUUUGUCACACUCCCAGGGCUGGUUCCAGGGUUUUUGUCGCCCCAAGCAGCAAAAAGAAAAAAAAAAGAGCCGUGAUAGUGAUCUGCAGCUCUACCGCUGCAGCUUCAGUCUUUGGUGGCAAUUCGGCAGCUGGUCCUUCGCUCCGAGAGGGAGUGAGGGACCUGCCGCUGAAUUGUCACCGAAAUCCGGACAUGCCGCCCCUCACAGUUGGCCGCCCCAAGCAGCUGCUUGUUGGCCCUUGCCUGGAGCCAGCCCUGCACAGUUCUUUCUUGAAUGCCUCUGGGUACUAUCUGCUGUUUCCUUUGUUACAACUCAGGACUAUCUGGGUGAGCAGAAAACAAUGUACUGUGAAAUGAUUAGUUGACUUUAUCAGUCUUAAGUUCUUAUUUCUUUUUCUCUUGGGAUCAAAACUUUCUUCCAGAAGGCAUGCAGGUAUGUAUAUGUGAAUUAUGUAUGAAUAUACAUGUCCAUAAUGUUCUAUGGAUAAAUAUUUACAAUACAUGCACUCAGGGCUGGAUUAAGUCUCCUGUGGGCCCAGGGCUAUUAGAUUUUGUGGGGCCCUUGUACACAGGUCAAUUAUGGCAUAGAGGCUAUUAAUGCUGUACUAAACUUGCCUUUUAAUGAACAUAAAGCCGUUCUGUGGUUAUAUUUCAGUCUUAAAAUAUGCAGAAUAUAGUUAAAUUAAUUCAAAAUAGCCUACUUCUUACCUUGGAACAGCUGUUAUAUUAGUUUCUUUCUGGGAGGGAGCUUAGGUGCAUGAAAGGAGUCUGAGCUGGGACAAAGGGUUGGGGUACAGGAGGGAGUCUGAGGUGUAGG
Messenger RNA from Gopherus flavomarginatus (Mexican gopher tortoise), 2762 nucleotides. RefSeq names its product mesenchyme homeobox 1 (gene MEOX1). The transcript is spliced from 3 exons. Gene Ontology annotation, cellular component: nucleus. Bases 274 to 1020 code for a protein of 248 amino acids. The record is from RefSeq and is a predicted model, not a curated record. Gene Ontology annotation, molecular function: DNA-binding transcription factor activity, RNA polymerase II-specific; RNA polymerase II cis-regulatory region sequence-specific DNA binding. NCBI's taxonomy places the organism in Eukaryota, Metazoa, Chordata, Testudines, Testudinidae. Gene Ontology annotation, biological process: positive regulation of transcription by RNA polymerase II.